Messenger RNA from Culicoides brevitarsis, 6663 nucleotides. Its product is annotated as rho guanine nucleotide exchange factor 17. The record is from RefSeq and is a predicted model, not a curated record. Gene Ontology annotation, molecular function: guanyl-nucleotide exchange factor activity; protein binding. The transcript is spliced from 17 exons. Bases 1060 to 6432 code for a protein of 1790 amino acids. Gene Ontology annotation, biological process: actin cytoskeleton organization. NCBI's taxonomy places the organism in Eukaryota, Metazoa, Arthropoda, Insecta, Diptera, Ceratopogonidae.
UUGAAAUCGUCGUCGUCGUCGUCUCAAACACAAUCUUCGUCGUAUGUGAUUGGUAAAAAUAGAAACGCCGCCACCGUUUUAUGCAAACCAACAACAACAACGUCGUCGUCAGAUUAUUCAAACAAUUUUUCUGUUAAUAACAAAGCAAAAGUAAAUUAUUCGGGCGCACCGCGAACCAGCGAAAAUUUGAAUUUAUUGAAUUGUUUCGCGAACGCCUCCUACAACAAUAAUCGCCGUGAUUCACGGUCGUCAUCUGUGUGUCUCGAGCCAACCGAAGACGACGACGAAGCAGCAGAUGUUUCAUUACGUAAAAGCGAUUCGCGCAAAAGUUUAAUCGCCCGCAAUGAUUCGCAACGUUCCGAAUCCCGGAUCGCGUAUCGUGGUCACUUGAACAAAUCUUUCAAGAAACCCUCGAGUUACGAAGAACAAAUCCCGAAUCUCGCGGAAAACUUAAAUUUCAUCGAUUGUUCGUCAUCUGGCGAUGUUUCGCUUCGCAGCGAUGACGACUCGUCCAACAAUUCGCAAAAGCAGAAAAGAUCAUUUCUUCAUACAAUUCCGACCGUUAGCCCGCUUCUAACAACUCUCACGGAAAAUACGCAAAAUAAUAUCGACUUUAAUAAAAAUCAAAAUAAUAAUCAAAAUCUUAAACUGAAAGAAUUCUACGAGCAAAAAACAUUGAACACCGCCGCCGAUCUCCAUAAAUUCAAAUCAAACUCGAAUAAUAUUAAUCAGCGUUACAAGACAAUUGCCGCGAGUGAAUAUGCGAACAACUGGAAUCCGAAUGAGAAUUACCCAAAUAAUAAUAAUAAUUUUUAUGAGACGACAAAGAAUCUCGUGAAUAGUGAAAAGUCGAAUAAUAAAGUGAUCAAUAAUAAGAAUUUUAACGGAGACACGAAAAUUUCGCAAACAGUGCCGCGGAACAUAAAUACGAAUAAAAAUUUAAAGUAUUAUCAGUCGCAGCAAAUUAAUGGUAGUAGUGAAAAAUUGCAGAAUAAUCAGAUUUAUAGCAAUUGUCAGGCACUUACGAAAAGUCAACAGGAUAUUCAGAAACAGAAUUUAAUGAUGGAACGUCGUCGUACGUUGGACAAAUUGCAUCGUUUGGGAUUCGGAAAACGUUCAGCAUCAACAGAAGUUAAGCCUUCAUCGAAAGCUGAAAAGUUGCGUGAACUCACAGAAUUACUAAAAGGCUCACGAGGGUCUUCUUCAUCAUCAUCAACGCCUGUUCCAACAAAUUCUGCCAUUCCUGCUCCUCCUCCUUUACCUCCGCCAUUACCUCCUCCAGUGCCUUUACGAAAUAAGAGAAAAUCAAAAACUUUCCUCUUACGAUCGCAGCAAUCCACAGACAGCGAACACUCUGAAUCGAUUUCGUCACUUCCGCCAAUCGAUUCUGAACCCCUAAUUAGCGUAAGUAGUCCCGCCUUGGAAAUGCACAGUUCUGGAACGAUUUCUCCGAAUAGUAUACCUUCGCCAAUCGUUGGAUCUCCUCCCGAUACGAAACAACAAACGCUUCGCCCGAAUUCGAGUACAUCGAAUUUGGAAGCUGCUCGAAGUAAAAACGAGUUGUAUGACCCGAAUGCGAGUAAAAGCACAAAUUACUUAGAUGACGAGGAUUUCUUGACGAAACUAACAAGACCUGAAGCUCGUCAAAUCAUCGGAUCGUAUACGCAAUCAACAAUUCCCUUUAGAAGCGCGUCAUUUUCUCAAGCAGACUAUCAGGCUUACAAAUAUCGCAAAGAUGCGAAAAGUUCCUUAGAUUUAGAAAAUGCGAAAAAAUCUAUCGAUAAAAGUACCGACACAAACCGAUAUCCGGAAAAGUCAGAACUGAACUUAAGUUUAGGCGAAAAUGGAAGAUUAACAGAAAAUGUUCCUCACUUAGAGGUUGAAGUUGCUACAGAUGCUCUUGAAGCAGGAUCAAAGCGGAAUUCUGACAUAGAAACUAUCGUAGAAGAUCACGAAGAAACCCAAGUCGAAUCAAAGCCAAAAGAUCUGAAGAUUGUACAAGCUUCUGAAGUUGAACUCGAACCUCUGAUGGAAGAAGAAGCUCCUCUUACGCCAACCAUGAAGUCAGAAGAACAAAAAGCUAACACAUGUGUAAUUCCAAUUCCAGUUUAUGAUACCGUAGUUAAGGAAUGGAGCACAACAAGUCCCUCAGAACAAUGGAUAGGCGAACAAGAACUUCAAAAAAUUGAACAUCCUGAACUUACCAAAGGAAUGUCUAUUGAAAGUAAAUGUUGUGAGAUUGAAAGCGAUAACAUUCUCGACGUUUGUCAAAACCCAGAAGGAAAGAUCGAGGAUCAUAUAGAGAGCUUUGAUACAAAAGAAUCCGUCAAAGAUCCUUUGGAAAUUUCCGAAUCUUCAAAACCUGAAGUUGUCAAGGAAGAUGAACUUGUUGAACUGAGAAACUCAAUACCUGAUUUAGGUCAAGUUGAGGUUAGAAAACGUCACAGUAACAAUGAUGGAAACUAUCAAGUAAGUGAUAGUGGUCCAAACUCCCCUCUUCUCUCUCCAACUGAAGAGAAACGUCGAAUUGAUAAAUCAAAACGUCGCAAGGGAAUCUACAUUCAAUGGCCUGCGAUAGAAAAUGCUCAAGAAGCAAGUUUUGAUAGUUCUACAUCGAAUGCUGGAGAUGCGACACCUCCAUGGCAAUGUAGCAUCACCCCUGAAGUAUUUGAAACGGGAGAACUUGAAUCAGAUUUAAAUAAAAUUAAAAUCAUCAACGAAUUAGAGAAGGAUUCUUCUUCAGCAAAAGAAACCUUGCAAGUUCCUGAAGGUCAGGAAAGUCAACCAAAAAAUGAGGCUUCAGAUUCAAAUCCUUCAGGAAAUGUUCAACGAGGUAGUUUAACUUAUCAAAGCUCGGAUGAACGUGAUGAUUCAUUAUUGUCUACGCAUCCUUUGAGACAAUUCAAGAACCUGUUCAUUCGAGGAGAUUCAGUGUCAGAUAAUGAAUGUGAUCGUUCCCAUGAACGUACGAGCGCAAGUCCUGCGCCUCAUUCAGGCGAUGCUGAUUUGAAACGUUACUCAAAAAGACCUUUAAGAGGACCUUAUGGGCAAAUGUUGGAAGCUGAAAUGAAAAAACCUUCUCCUAAAGUUCAUUACGAAGAACUUUUGGAAGAACUCAAUCGAAAAGUUGAAAGUUUAACUCCAAUGCGUUCAAGAGGCGUCAGUAGUCUCUCUUUCGACGAAAGCAUCCCUCAAGGUCAAAGUAAAAUGAAAAAUCGCAAAUCCAAUACUCUACUUCCGGUUCCUUCUCAUACACGCACUGCCUCGAGCCCAUCGCAACUAUUAGAAAUUACCCAAAGAAGUCCGUCGCCAAUUCCGCAUACGCGAACGGAUUCUACCGCGGAAAAGCCUUCCACGAAAAAGCUUUCUUUGGAUUGCCAUCACGCGAAUUUAGAAACAGGAAAUAAGCCGAAACGUGCUUCGUCUGACACCACAGAUAAACAUUCGAAACGAAGCUCUUCCAGUGCCAGCGAUAAAUCCGACAAACAUGGUCGUUAUUCUAGUCGAACGCCAUCCGAACGUAGUUUCAUUUUGCACACGCCCGAAACUCCCAAAGGUCCCGUUCCAAGUCCGGAGCUACUUGCUGAACUGCUGAAAGGUUCAAGCGAGAAACUCACGACGGAACAACAUCAACGCAGUAGUCGAGGCGCCAACGCACAAAAUAAUCAACCACCUGCAUCGGGAGACUAUGGAUGCGAUUUGCCGCCGGCGAUCGUAAAAUGUUUGAACGUUUCUGAUGCUGAUCAAAGAAUUCACGUUGUGAUAGAACUAUAUCAUACCGAGCAGAAUUAUGUUGAAUCGUUACAAACGAUAGUUAUGAAAUACAUGAACCCCUUAAAAUCGCCCGAAAAUUCCGGAAUUAUCGAUGCCAAUUUAGUAGACGAGAUAUUUUUCAUGAUACCCUCUAUUCUAAAAAUACACGAGCGCUUCCUUGACGAAUUAAAAUGUCGCUUUGAAACGUGGGAUCCCAUGCAAAAAGUUGGCGAUGCAUUUAUUGAAGUCUUUUCUGAUCCUUCGAUAUUGGAAACCUACACUUCGUUCAUCAAUAACUCACCGAAAGCGAAAAAUGCAAUACGAACCGCUUGCUCACAACGGCCUCAAUUCGCUCGAUUUUUGGCAGCGAAUGCACGCGAACACAAACGUAAGCUAACGUUGGAUCAUCUUCUCAUCACGCCAGUACAAAAAUUUCCAUGGUAUGAAUUAAUUUUCGCAAGACUGAUAAAACAUACGGAUCUGGAGCAUCCAGAUCAGAAAUCGCUUCAAGAAGCGUCAAAGCUCGUCCAUAAUAUUCUUCUUCAUAUAAAUUGUAUGGAGAAAGAGGCGCUGGAAAAUGGACAUCGUGAAGCGACAUUGAAGGAUUUAGAGAGUGUGAUAGAAGGCAUCAAUGACUUGGUAACGCCUGAUCGUGCAUUCUUGUUGUUUGAUUUAGUGACGAUGCCAUUUGGUCAAGCGACGCGUAAGGAACGUGGAUUCUUUCUAUUUAGCGAUUUGUUGGUGAUAACGAGCAUCAAGAGACGCAGCGGAACUAUCAGGAAGCCUGUAAGUUGUCCGGUUAGCGUUGCCAUUACUUUAGACACGCACAAAUAUAAGCUACUGACUAAAAUAGCACUUGACGACUUGGAAAUUGUGAAAUCUAAAGAUGAAAACGUUCGCCGUAUCAUGAAAGAAAUCGAGCAAUUAACGGAAGACUGUAACAAAUUGCAACAAAUAUCCGAACUCACAGUCAGUUUACGAUGCCCACAUCAAGUCUUGGAAGACACAAUUCGUGACUUGCAACGUGAAAUUCAACGCCAAUUAAACGAUCGCCAAUCCAAUGACUCGCAAUUGAGUCAACUUGAGUUAACAUUGAACUCUCCAACGGGUGCUCAAACGAUGACUGUGGUAUUUUCCAAGCCGGAAAAACGAACGCAAUGGGAAGAAUCGUUCACGGAGGCGAAACAAAAGCUCGCAACGAGUGUCGAAAAGCAUCCCACGCCGGAAUUCAUCUCUUCUGUGCCAAUCAGGAAGACAAGAGCUGGUCUCCAAUUCACAUGUGCUUCGCCAACGCUCGGCGGGCAAAAAGACGUUUGGGUUUGCAAUAGCGACGGAUAUGUCGGACAGGUUUGUGUGUUAAGUUUACUACCAGAGCCUACAGUGACAAGUUGCAAUGGUGUUUGCAAUUCUAGAAUAUUGUGUGUCGCAUCUGUGCCAGCUAGUAUAGAAAAUCAAAGAAAUAGUCAUCAUAGUACGUCGAGUCCCGCUGUUAGCAUAUCUCUCGACGAUUCGACGCCCCAAACGCAGCAAAACACCAAAAACCCACAAAAUAAAGUCGAUGAAGACGACGACAGUAGCAACGUUCGUCUCGAGUCAUCCUCCUCGAGUGACGAUUCCGAAGGAGAAACGCCAUCUUGUGAUAAAUCUGUCGCUGCGACGCCUCCAUCAGCGCCAUCUGUCGUCGAAACGCCAAUUUUAGUGCCGCAACAUCAACAGCAAGACUCGCUGGGCUCCAAUACGGGCGACGACACGGAAAAUAAUCACAAUCAGAGCACAAUGUGGCUCGGAACGGAAGAUGGAUGCAUUCACGUGUACAAUUGCACCGACAAUAUUCGCAUCAAAAAGAACAAAAUUAAGAUUCAACAUGUUUCUGCUGUUUAUUCGAUUCUCUAUUUGGACAACAGAGUCUUUGUGUCGCUCGCCAAUGGAGAUAUUUUGGUUUAUACGCGCGACAUGAACGGAUGGAAUACGCAAUCGCCGCUGCAUAUCUCCGUUGGGACAGUUACGGAGCCUGUGACGAAGUUACUUAAUGUCUUGGGGAAGCUUUGGUGCUCGAUACAGGGAAUUAUUAAGAUUUUGAAUACGAGUUCGUUGCAGGUUGAAAAUCAAAUCCAAAUUUCGAAUGAGUCGAAGCCGAUUACGAACAUGGCAGCUUUGAGUAAUUGUGUGUGGGUUUCCAUACAAAAUUCAGCUCACAUCAAGUGUUUCCAUUCCACAAGUUACGAACUCCUUUUCGAAGUAAAUCUCGCGCCAUCCGUCAACAAAAUGCUCUCCAAUUGCGACGACAUCAUCCGACAACACAAAGCGGCAUGUCUCCGCGUUACCUCGUUACUCGCUUGCAAAGACUUGAUAUGGGUUGGCACGAGUGCUGGCGUAUUACUUACCAUCCCAGCGCAAGGAUUGACUCAAGGAUCAGCUAUUCCUCCAGUAACUGGCAUUCCACACGGGCACACAGGCCACGUGCGUUUCCUCACAACUGUCGAAACGAGCACCCAAAGUGACGAAAAACCCAAUCGCUUAUCGAUUCACGGCAAAAACAAGCCAGAAAUGUACGGAAAGACGCUCGUUAUUUCGGGCGGCGAUGGUUACGAGGACUUCCGAAGCAGCGGCAACAACACAAUGAGCGAAAUUGCGGGACGAGAAGACAGCACGAAUCAUCUUCUUUUGUGGGAAGUCUGAAAAAAUAACUAAAUAAAAAUGGAAUUGACAAAAAAAAAUAUUUUUAAGAAAAAUCCUUUCACCUUUGUGGACCAGAUGUUGACCAUCAGGAGUUAUUUACUUAAAAAAAAUAUUUAAAUGAAAAAUUUGCCUUGAUGUAAUUUUACAAAAAAAAAAAGAUGUGUCAUAUUUUAAGAAAAAAAAAGUUAAAAAUGCCCAUAAGCCAUAUUUACUUAAGAAAAUUUUGGAAAA